Messenger RNA from Penicillium riverlandense, 564 nucleotides. RefSeq names its product putative antigenic thaumatin domain protein. Bases 1 to 564 code for a protein of 187 amino acids. NCBI's taxonomy places the organism in Eukaryota, Fungi, Ascomycota, Eurotiomycetes, Eurotiales, Aspergillaceae. The transcript has a single exon. The record is from RefSeq and is a predicted model, not a curated record.
AUGGGUUUCAUCAAGACCUUCGGCAUCCUCGCCACCAUCGCCGCUACGGCCUCCGCCCUGCCCCAGGGCUUCGUCCAGCGCGAUGCCACCACCACAGCCAGUGCCCCGAGCUCAUCCUCCUCCGCAUCCGGUGGCAGCGGCAGCGGCAUCCAAAUCGUGAACAACAUGGACUCCACCGUCUACCUCUGGAGCACAUCCAACACCGGCGGGGCCAUGCAGACCCUCGCCUCCGGCGGCGGUACCUACAGCGAGGACUGGCAGACCAACUCUAACGGCGGUGGCAUCUCCAUCAAGAUGUCGACCUCGGAGAGCGAGGACUCCGUUCUCCAGUUCGAGUACACCCAGAACGGAGACACCCUCUUCUGGGAUCUGUCGUCGAUCAACCUCGAUUCCACCUCGGAUUUCGUUUCCCAGGGCUUCCAAGCGACCCCCAGCGACUCCAGCUGCAAGUCUGCUACUUGCUCGCCGGGUGACUCCUCCUGCGCUGAGACCUAUCAGCAUCCCGAUGAUGUUGAUACCAACAGCUGCUCGCUCGAUUCGGGCUUUACCCUCACCCUGGGCUAG